GCUUUGGUCCACCUGCCAGCCGAGUUUAAAGUUUCCGAGGCGGCUCGGAGGAACACAAUGACUUGGAUGGUACAGCCUAAAUGGGAAGGACACUGCUGCCGCAACCAGGAAGCCCUUGAACCCCAGCUAAGCUAGCCAUCUCUUUCUUUUUUUAAUGCAUCCGUUCCGGAGACAAACACGACGUACCCACUUGUUUCGUUGACCAAAGAUUUUUUUUUCCCCCCGAACGUCCAAGAUAGCCUGAUUCUUCAAGACCUAUGGCUGGAAAAUGAAACGACCCGGGAGUGCGGCCGCCUCGUUUUUCCUUGCGGUGUAAUACGUGAUGGGCACUGUGAACAGCCAGGGAUAUGAAUGGACAGUUUGAAAUGGGAAUUUUCCUCCAUCGAGCAGGUUCCAUUUCCUCCUUGUGCCGCUCGGUAUAACGUACUAUCUUUUGCCCGUCUUCUCUGCAGUAUCAAUUAACUGAACUUGGCGGUGGAGUGGCCAGAGAGAAAGGAAUGAAGUGAUCUGGCUAAUCUCGCUGGCUGCGAAGCGGUAGAGCCUGCAACUGCGGCCGGGUGCAGAUCUGCCGGCUGCGCCGGGGGCAUGGAACGCACGGACGCCCGCGGGGACCCAGGCCCGGCCCAGGGAGCCCGGUGCUGAGCUCCCGAGCCCGCCAGGCCUCGCCUCCUUGCCUCUACUCGCAGUGUCGCCCCUCGCAAAGAGUCAUGGAAGACGGCCCGCUGCCAGACCUCAGAGACAUCGAGCUGAAGCUGGGGCGCAAAGUACCCGAGAGCCUAGCGCGCUCCCUGCGUGGGGAGGAGCUGGCGCCCCGCGAAGGGGCUACGGACCCCAGCGGGGUUGGUGGGAGCUGCAGCAGCAGCAGCAGCUGCAGCAGCUUCGCGCCCUCCGUGUCCUCCUCCUCUUCAUCCUCCCCUGCCUCUGGCUCUCCACGACGUAGCCACCCCAGCGCCCUGGAGAGGUUAGAAACCAAACUGCACAUCCUCAGGCAGGAGAUGGUUAACCUCAGAGCCACUGAUGUAAAGCUCAUGCGCCAGUUGCUCCUCAUCAAUGAGAGCAUCGAGUCCAUCAAGUGGAUGAUUGAGGAAAAAGCCACCAUCACCAGCCGAGGCAGCAGUCUCAGUGGCAGCCUGUGUAGUCUGCUAGAGAGCCAGAGCACCUCCUUACGUGGCAGCUACAACAGCCUCCAUGACGGUAGUGAUGGGCUGGAUGGCAUCUCAGUAGGGAGCUACCUGGACACUUUGGCAGAUGAUGUACCAGGCCAUCAGACCCCUUCGGACUUAGAUCAGUUCAGUGAUAGCUCCAUCAUAGAGGACUCACAGGCUCUGCACAAGCAUCCCAAGUUGGAUUCUGAAUACUACUGCUUUGGCUAAUGAUCUAGUUUUUUUGCAUGGGACUGGUGUGCAAUUACCUUGUAUGUAUCCUUCUUCUCUGCUGCUAUAUUUUUGGUGUGAUUUAUUUUAAUAAGGCAACCUUUUUAAAGAAGCUUAUUUUUAAACUGCUUAAUGGUAUUUCUGUUGCUCCUAAUAUUUCUCAUCUAGACUGAUUUAUUUUUCUCUGUUACAACUCUAUUUUUAUUUAUUGUAAUAAUUUUCUCCCUUCUCUUACAGUAGCACAGACAAAGUAGAGGGGAAAGAACAAGCAAUAAUUGUUUCUGCUUUUGUUUCAGAGCGAGGGGUCAGGGAUUAUAUGAAAAAGUUUGCUAAAUUUUACAAUAAACCAAAGCCUGAUAACUUCCUA
Molecule: messenger RNA, 1740 nt
Organism: Meriones unguiculatus (Mongolian gerbil)
Lineage: Eukaryota; Metazoa; Chordata; Mammalia; Rodentia; Muridae
Gene: Lurap1l
Product: leucine rich adaptor protein 1 like
Exons: 2
Coding region: 708-1373 (221 amino acids)
Biological process (GO): positive regulation of canonical NF-kappaB signal transduction
Source: RefSeq, a predicted model, not a curated record